Schistocerca gregaria is the source of this 567-nucleotide messenger RNA. RefSeq lists its product as uncharacterized. The record is from RefSeq and is a predicted model, not a curated record. Bases 1 to 567 code for a protein of 188 amino acids. The transcript has a single exon. NCBI's taxonomy places the organism in Eukaryota, Metazoa, Arthropoda, Insecta, Orthoptera, Acrididae.
AUGGCGCUAUUCGCGGCAGCGCUGGACCCACUGCUACGCAAACUGGCUGCAAUUCUGCAUGGUUACCAGAUCGGGCAACAGAAGGUCACAUGCAUGGCAUACGCCGACGAUGUGGGAAUCUUUGUCAACAACGAGCAGGAGAUAGACGAAAUAGAACCGAUAAUCACAACAUUUCAAAACGCAUCGGGAGCAAGGGUCAAUCCCAGAAAAACUGUGCUGCUGUCCAUUGGCAACGGAAGUCUGACCAUCAACAGGGAGUGGUAUCGAGUAACCGAGACCCACAAAACACUAGGGAUACUCACCAAAAAAUGCCCACUAAAGAUGGCGACACAAAACUGGCGAACAACCCUACAUACAAUACGAGGGCUCGCCAGGUCUCACUCGAGUAGACAUCUAACAUUAGGACAAAAAGCAGAAUUCAUCAACACAGCGAUCCUGUCGAAAGCCUGGUACGUGGCACAGAUACUGAGUGCACCAACAGAACAAGGAUCCGUCUACUACCUGCUGUGGAGGCGGGAAAUAUUCAAAGUAUCGCAGGCGGCGUGCUCACUGAAGAAGGAGGAAUGA